This is a messenger RNA of Symbiodinium necroappetens, 225 nucleotides long. NCBI's taxonomy places the organism in Eukaryota, Dinophyceae, Suessiales, Symbiodiniaceae. The record is from the annotation of a GenBank genome assembly.
AUGAGAAGAGAGAGACAUAUCCUGCGAAGAGCAGUCCCUGCGCAUGUUCAGACUUCGAGAGUCGUCGAGAGGUGGUGGGAAUCUCGUCACGAUACCGUGACGGAGCAGCCUUUGCCGAUCUGCAACUGCAGCCAGCCCAAGCUCUUCAGCAACAAGGAUUCAGCCCGGUGCGAGCUCAACAAGUUUGAUGACAUGAUGACGGUCCUUCAUGAUUCUCGGCAUUGA